This is a messenger RNA of Oryza brachyantha (malo sina), 1543 nucleotides long. Its product is annotated as putative anthocyanidin reductase. The transcript has 5 exons. Gene Ontology annotation, molecular function: oxidoreductase activity, acting on the CH-OH group of donors, NAD or NADP as acceptor. The coding region runs from base 73 to 1143 and encodes 356 amino acids. The record is from RefSeq and is a predicted model, not a curated record. Lineage: Eukaryota; Viridiplantae; Streptophyta; Magnoliopsida; Poales; Poaceae.
GUUGCAUUUCGCUGUCCAUCUGCAGUUGUGCACAAAGUCACACGGCGCAGGAAGGGGAGCAGCAUUGCAGCAAUGGCGGAGGAGGAGGCAGGGAGGACGAACACCGGCGGCGUCAGAGUGUGCGUCACCGGCGGCGCCGGGUUCAUCGGCUCGUGGCUCGUCAAGAAGCUCCUCGACGCCGGCUACACCGUGCACGCCACCCUCCGAAGCGUCGGGGACGAGGCGAAAGCGGGGCUGGUUCGAGGGCUCGUCCCCGGCGCGGUGGCGGAGCGGCGGCUGCGGCUGUUCGAGGCCGACCUCUACGACGCCGCCACGUUCGCGCCGGCCAUCGACGGCUGCCGGUUCGUCUUCCUCGUCGCCACGCCCUUCGUCCACGACGCCACCAGCACCAAGUACAAGAACACGGCGGAGGCGGCCCUGGACGCGGCGCGGGUGAUCCUCCGGCAGUGCGAGGAUUCCAAGACGGUGAAGCGCGUCAUCUACACCGGCUCCAUGGCGGCGUCUUCGCCGCUCAAGGAGGACUCCACCGGGUUCAAGGAUUCCAUCGACGAAUCCUGCUGGACGCCGCUCGCCGUCGACUACCCUCACCGGAGCGCACGGUUCGAUGAGUACAUCCUGUCCAAGCUGCUGUCGGAGCGGGAGCUGCUGGCGUACAACGCCGGCGAGAGCCCGGCGUUCGAGGUGGUCACGGUGCCGUGCGCCGUCGUCGCCGGCGCGACGCUCCAGGAGCACUCGACGACGGGCCUGGACUGCCUCGCGUCUCCGCUGUCCCGGGACGAGCGCUGCUUCGGAGCGCUGAGGAUGCUGCAGAGGCUGAUGGGCUCGGUGCCGGUGGUGCACGUCGACGACGUCUGCGACGCGCUCGUCUUCUGCAUGGAGAGGCCGUCCAUGACCGGCCGGUUCCUCUGCUCCGCCGCGUACCCGACGCUCGCCGACAUCGUCGACCACUUCGCCGGCAAGUACCCUCACCUCGACCUCCUCAAGGAGACGGAGACAUCGCCGAGCGUGCAAGCUCACUCCGACAAGCUGGGGGAUCUGGGAUUCAAGUACAAGUACGGCAUGGAGGAGAUACUGGACAGCAGCGUCGAAUGCGCCGUGGGACUUGGUUGCAUCGAUGCAUCCAAGAUCAGUUCGCUUUUGUGACGUUGGUUUGCCUCUUUAGGCGUUCUGAUUACCACACUCAAAAUAAAUAAAACGGGCACUUUCCCUCCUUGGCUUGCACUUCAUUCACACGGCCAAGACGCCAAGUACUAUGCAGUUUGAAGACUCUGAACUUUAUUUUUUUUCUCUCUACCACUGUUAAGUUGGCUUAUUGACUGAUCCGUCGGUUUCAAAUAUAAAUAUUUAUCUAUAUCUAUGCCCCAUUAGAGCAAGUAUAAUAGCAGACUAGCUAAAUGCUUAUGUGGAGGAGAAAGAGGAGGAGUGAGCUGUAAUCUUAUAGCCAGCUUGGACACAAUAACCAAGAAAUCAUUGAGAGAGACAUGUAAGUCUUGCAUUAAUGAUAAAGAGCUAACUAAGAAGACUACAAUAAACCUUAUAGCUA